AUGCAUGAAGAGGAACCAGCAGCUACUGAUUACUCUACAUCCUCUUCCUCCUGUGCUUUAGUGGGAGACACAGCACAAGAAGAGCCUGGGCGUGUGACACCAAGCAGUCCUCAGAUUCCUCGUGGUGUCUGCUCUCCUCCAAUUGCCAUGGCUUCCAGUGAAAGCAGUCAGUGCCAUGCGGGCUCCAGCACUGAAGAAGAGGAGGGUGCAGGUCUGUCCCAGGACAAGGAUGCACGUCAGAUGAGGAUCGAUGCAUUCAGAAAAGAUAAGUUAGAUAAGAUUGUGCUACUUCUGCUUCAGAAGUAUCAAAGGAAGGAGCAGAUCACCAUGGAAGAAGUGGUGCACAUGGUGGACCACGAUUCCCCUGAUGACUUCCCCGUGAUCUUUAGGGAAAUCUGUGAGUGCAUGCGUCUGGAUUUUGGCAUUAUUUUAAAGGAAGUGGAUUCCAGGGCCCACGCAUAUGAGCUUGUCUCUACCCUGGGCCUCACUUAUACUGGGAUACUGGAUGACACUGACCAAAUUAUUCCUAAAGCUGACCUCUUGAUACUCAUCUUGAGUUUGAUCUUCCUAAGGGGCAACCACGUUAGUGAAGAACACCUUAAAGAUACUCUGAGUCAUAAGAAGAUAUUAGCUGAGAGACCAUGCAUUGCUGUUGAGGAUGCCUGGAAAUUCAUCAGAGAGGAUUUGGUUAGGGCAGAGUACCUGGUGUACCAGCAAGUUCCCAACAGUGAUCCUGAUCAGUAUGAGUUCCUGUGGGGUCCGAGGGCACUUGCUGAAACCACCAAGAUGAAAGUACUAGAGCAUGCCAUCAUGCUUGAUGAGGAAGCCCCCAGGGCUUGUCCAUACAGAAGCAGCAGCCAUUGA
This is a messenger RNA of Octodon degus (degu), 864 nucleotides long. RefSeq names its product melanoma-associated antigen 8-like. Gene Ontology annotation, cellular component: nucleus. NCBI's taxonomy places the organism in Eukaryota, Metazoa, Chordata, Mammalia, Rodentia, Octodontidae. The transcript has a single exon. Bases 1 to 864 code for a protein of 287 amino acids. The record is from RefSeq and is a predicted model, not a curated record. Gene Ontology annotation, biological process: negative regulation of transcription by RNA polymerase II.